AUGUUCCGCCUUACCCGACCGUUACUACAAGCCGCCCGUAAGACCACUACCGGGGUCACCGGCCUCCAUGUGCAUUCCAAUCCUCUCCCCGAGCUUGUCCACACUUACCAAUCGACACUCUCGCUUUUGUCGACCAUACCCGAAAGCUCCGUCUACCGCCAGGGUGUGGAGGCACUUACUCAACGGAAGCUGGAUAUCGUCAAUGCUGCCGACGGAAACAUAGCAGCUGUGGAGAAGGAGCUUGAAGAUGGCCAGAUUGAACAGGCUUUGGACAUCGCCAAAGACGAGCUAAGCCUUCUUUCGAAGAUGAUUGAGUGGAAACCCUGGGAACCCCUGGAAGAGAAGCCGGAGAAAGGCCAGUGGGAAUACUUCGGUAGCGACACGCUCGGUGUUGACCCCAUACAACACUCGUGAUUGUGGGCGAAGCACCACUGCGUUUCCUGCACCUCGUCAACAUCUUCAGCAGUAGUCCUUCUAGACUCUCAUGACUUGUACCGGUAGAUUGGAAAUCAAUGGGUGAUCAAGUCAGUUAUGGAUGCCGC
This is a messenger RNA of Punctularia strigosozonata HHB-11173 SS5, 542 nucleotides long. Its product is annotated as NADH2 dehydrogenase. The coding region runs from base 1 to 414 and encodes 137 amino acids. The transcript is spliced from 3 exons. Gene Ontology annotation, biological process: respiratory electron transport chain. NCBI's taxonomy places the organism in Eukaryota, Fungi, Basidiomycota, Agaricomycetes, Corticiales, Punctulariaceae. The record is from RefSeq and is a predicted model, not a curated record.